AUGCUGGAAUAUUUCGCCAUCAAGAAGUUCAAGACCAAUCGCGACAAGAAGGUCGAGGAGCGCGCCGCCGCCGCCCAGGCAGCUGCCGAAGCCCAGGGCGCCACCGAGCCCAAGUCACCCAUCCUGAACGCAGAGGAGGAGGCUUUCCUGGAGAGGAUAACCUCGCGGGGUGAAGGGGAAGAGGAAGAGAUUCCGCCGCCGCUGCCCGCACGACCGAAAGCCGCCACAGCUCCCAUCGUCGCCGAGCAGGACCCUGUCGCUCAGACGCAGACAAAGGGAAAGGAUGCGCAGAUAGCUCUAAUGAACGGCGCGGACCAAGUUCCUCUGCCGCAGUCGCCGCCCGUUACGACGCCUGACGCCAAGGACGGCAACAAGAGGAAGAACUAUUGGUCUUGGGUUCCUGACAUCCCCACCCGCGCAAAGAGCCUGCGUCGAUCCAGGACCGACACCACCCAAGCCGCCGACACGCUGGCCGCUGCCGCCGAGACGGUCAAGAAUGGCAGAGGCGUGGAGCUCAACCCCGACGGCAGUAUCAACCUCGAGGCCGAGACGGCCAAGGAGAAGCAGGACCUGGCCGAAGUACUGGACCAGCUCAACCUGGCCGCUGUCAACAACCGCGUCUUCAGCUUCAGCAAGGAGUCGCAGGAGCUGUUGGAGAAGUUCAAGCUGGUGCUGAAGGACCUGGUCAACGGCGCGCCGCACGCCUACAACGACCUGGAGCGCCUGCUCAAGGACUCGGAGAAGCAGCUCGACAAGAUGUACGGCUCGCUGCCGCCCUUCCUGCAGAACCUCAUCAAGCAGCUGCCCACAAAGGUCACGGCAGCCUUGGCUCCAGAGUUGAUGGCUGUCGCCGCAGAGAAGCCCGACGCUCAUUUGCAUGCCCAGGGCGCAAGUGCGAGCGCACAGCAGGGUGGCGCCAAGUCAGGUGGCAAGAGCCAGAAGUACGCGAAGCAGGGCUACAAGUACGCGAAGAAGUAUCCGCCGCUGAAGAAGCUUGUGUCGGAACAGGGCGCCAUCGCCGCCAUGCUCAGAGCCAUCCUCAACUUCUUGAAGCUACGUUUCCCGGCCGUCGUGACUGGAACGAACGUGUUGAUGAGUUUGGCUGUGUUCAUCCUCCUCUUCGUUUUCUAUUACUGCCACAAGCGCGGCCGCGAGGUCCGCCUCGAGCGCGAAGCUGCCAGCGCUCGGUCCUCCGAGUCCGACAUCAGCAUCGAGCCCAAGAUCGUGCUCGUCCCCGGCACCAGGCCUCCCGGCUCUGGCGACGAUGGUGCCGCUGCCGGCCCGUCGGACUCGAUGCAUUCGAGUCGAGGUCCUUCCGAUGGACAGGACGGCGGCGGCGGCGGCAGCGGCAGCUAUGAGCCGCCCAUCACGAUCCAUGAGCAACCGAGCGGUACCGAUUCGAGAGUGGUCGAUCUGCCGUCGGUGCUGGACCUGCCGGAUCCGAAGACGGUCCCAUUGCCGGAGGGGGCGGAUCAGGGGCUGAAUGGGGGCGGAGAGGGAAAGGGGAAGGAGGUGUAG
Messenger RNA from Diplodia corticola, 1518 nucleotides. RefSeq lists its product as uncharacterized. The transcript is spliced from 3 exons. Bases 1 to 1518 code for a protein of 505 amino acids. Lineage: Eukaryota; Fungi; Ascomycota; Dothideomycetes; Botryosphaeriales; Botryosphaeriaceae. The record is from RefSeq and is a predicted model, not a curated record.